Molecule: messenger RNA, 1599 nt
Organism: Knipowitschia caucasica
Lineage: Eukaryota; Metazoa; Chordata; Actinopteri; Gobiiformes; Gobiidae
Source: the annotation of a GenBank genome assembly
AUGCCAGUGGAGGGCGGGACCAGCAGCGGCUCCGCGUCGGCCUCGAGUCGUCACCCGAAACAGAAGAGAAAAGCCCACAGUCUGUCGAUCAGGAGAACCAACAGCACAGAGGACAGACCAGGGGGAUUACUGAGAGGAGAGAUGCUGGACGGACAGGACUCUAAGCUUCCCCUCACCUUAAGGAACAACCUUUUGGACCUGUUUGGACAAAUUGAACGAGAGUUUGAGAAUCUCUACAUUGAAAACAUAGAGCUUCGUCGUGAGAUCGAGUCGUUGAACGAUCGUCUGACCGGAGAUGGACAGACCGUGGACGGAGCCGAUCCCAGCAAAGGAGUGCUCAAAGCUAAAGCGAGCCAUAGCACGAGCCAACUGUCACAGAAGCUAAAGACGACUUACAAAGCGUCCACCAGCAAGCGGUCGCACAUGCUCCAGAGUAAAAUAGGAGGAAUAGCUGGACCCUGCGGCUUCAGCGCGGCCUCAUGGGAGCUGUGGGGCGGAGACUCGUGGAUUGUGUCGAGUUUCAAAGCCACGGCGGGCUCCAGAGCUCUGUGUCAGCUGCAGAAGGAGUACAUGGGGCAUCGGGACGGGAUCUGGGACCUGGGCAUCACCAAGACUCAGCCUGUGGUCCUGGGCACGGCCUCCGCAGAUCAUUCUGCUCUGCUGUGGAGCAUCGAAACGGGAAAAUGUGUCCUGAGAUACGCAGGUCACGCAGGAUCAGUAAACUCCAUCAAGUUUCAUCCGACAGAACAGAUGGCCCUCACAGCCUCAGGGGACCAGACGGCUCACAUCUGGAGGUACAUGGUGCAACUGCCCGCGCCGCAGCCUCAGCCAGAUGUUACCGCCCCUCCGGACGACGACCAGGACUCCUCAGACCGGGAGGAGGGGGAGGUGGACGCGGAGGGACCGUGCGAGGUGCCCACGGUCCGGGUCGCCACUGCCACGCUGAAGUCCCACCAGGGCGUGGUCAUCGCGGCUGAUUGGCUGGUGGGCGGGAAGCAGGUGGUGACGGCGUCCUGGGACCGAGCUGCAAACCUGUACGAAGUGGAGACCUCCGAGCUCGUGCACUCACUCACAGGUCAUGACCAGGAGCUGACCCACUGCUGCACUCACCCCACUCAGCGCCUGGUGGUGACGUCGUCCCGGGACACCACCUUCAGACUGUGGGACUUCAGAGACCCCUCCAUCCACUCUGUCAACGUGUUCCAGGGCCACACCGACACAGUGACGUCAGCGGUGUUCACGGCGGGAGAUAACGUUGUUUCCGGGAGCGACGACAGAACUGUGAAAGUGUGGGACCUGAAGAACAUGAGGUCUCCCAUCGCCACCAUCCGCACCGACUCCGCCGUCAACAGGAUCAGCGUCUCCGCCAGCAGUCGCAUCAUCGCUCUGCCUCACGACAAUCGGCAGGUUCGUCUGUUCGACAUGAGCGGAGUGCGGCUCGCCAGACUUCCCCGCAGCAACAGAAUGGGCCACAGGCGGAUGGUCUGCUGCACGGCCUGGAACGAGGAGAACCAGUCGUGUAACCUGUUCACCUGCGGCUUCGACAGACAGGCCAUCGGCUGGAACAUCAACAUCCCGGCUCUGCUGCAGGAGAAGUGA